This is a messenger RNA of Menidia menidia (Atlantic silverside), 2931 nucleotides long. NCBI's taxonomy places the organism in Eukaryota, Metazoa, Chordata, Actinopteri, Atheriniformes, Atherinopsidae. The record is from the annotation of a GenBank genome assembly.
UUGAUUUGUUGUUUUAGAGUCAGCAUCAUCAGAAUCUAUCUUUUUUUGUCUUUGUUGUUUCAGACGGAGGCAAUGAAAGCGGCUCUGCAGGGUCUGAAUUUGAACAUUGUGGAAAUGACUGAUGAGAAUGCAACGCUGGAUGGAGGGGACGUUCUCUUUACUGGUCGAGAAUUCUUUGUGGGCCUUUCCAAACGGACAAAUCAGAGGGGAGCAGAAAUCCUAGCGGAUGCAUUCAAAGAUUAUGCCGUCUCCACUGUGCCUGUGCUUGAGGGACUGCACCUGAAGAGUUUCUGCAGCAUGGGAGGACCUGGCCUCAUCGUCAUUGGCUCCAGUGACCCGGCUCAGAAAGCCCUCAAAAUCAUGCAACAAAUGAGUGACCAUCGGUAUGACAAACUGACCGUGCCUGAUGACCUCGCUGCUAAUUGUAUCUACAUGAACCUACCCAACAAGGGACAUGUGCUUCUGCAUGGUACAGCAGAGGAGUUUCCGGAGAGUGUUAAGGUGUUUGAGAAGUUGAAAGACCACAUGCUCAUCCCUGUGUCCAACCAGGAGAAGGUCAAGGUGGACGGAGCUCUCACAUGCUGCUCUGUGCUCAUCAACAAGAAGUCAAUCUGAACAUAGUCACCAGCGGUCUUUCAAAUCAUGGUAACCAAGUAGAACUUGGAGCCUUCCUGAUCACCUUGGAAUUUUAGAUUGAACAAAGCAAUCCCAGAGGAGCGAUAGACCCAUUUAAUGUUGUUUAAAAGCAAAUGAUAAAGUAAAUAAAGGGAUCCAUCAAUUGUUCGCUUGGUUGCCUAUACAUGGAAAUUUUACACCAACUGAAUCACACGAAAACGUUUGUGAAUAGUUUAGUUUAUAAACACUAUAGUUUAUUACAAGAUUUGGGAAGGUAAAUUAAUUUGAAUUGAUUUGAAAAUGUGUGUAUUCUGUAAAAACUGCAGGACAAAAGAAAAUGUUUAAAUGUUUGAUAUAUUUCCCUUUGUGAUGCCCAAUAGAACAGUAGUCCUCUGUACGAUGCUUCUAUAUUGGUCUGGAAAAUAUCCCAUUCUUCUUCAUUUUUACAAUUUUUGUGGUCAAAAGUGUCUUAUUCUCAUUGAGAAGAUUAACAGAUAAUUCGCUAAACUAAGUCUCAUAUUUACACCUGCACACAGGGCUUCUUACUUUAACCAGUAUUUUACUACUCUAGAAUGUACAAUCUUUACAGAUAACCACACAGAAACAAAACCACUGGACUGACAGAACCAGCUGGAUCUGCAUCAUAAAUAGUUUUGUUGCCAUCCUAAAGUGCCGUCCGACUGCAGAUUUAUACACAACAGAACUAAUAGUUGGUUUAUAACGUUUACAUAAAACAUUUAACUGUGAUUCAAUCCGUUGCUUGCGCUUGCUUAUGUAAAUGAAGAGAAACUAAAUUUUUCAAGAGGUGAAUUUUGGUACAAGAUGAGGAAACUGCUAAAUCUAUGGCUGUGAUAUCUAAAACCAGCCUGCUAACCGGUCAUAUAACAGCUAGAGAAGCAAACAGCGACCUUUUGAAGCUAAAAAAUGUAGCAGUUUUGGCAGUGUUUUUAUAUUUCUUCAUAAUAGCCAUAGUAAAAUUCAUGUGAAGAUUUAAACUUUGUGAAAACAAUUGACAAAGCCUUUAUACAGCCUGUGAUGUAAAUGUAUGGUAAAAACACAAAUUUUCAUUAACUCCGGUAAACCUCAUAUGCUUCUGUAAUUUACAGUGACUCUGUAGAAAAUCAAUGACCCGAGUCCUUUUGAAUGAAUUUGAAAUCACUGCAGCUGCCCCUCACAUUAUUGGUUCUGACUAUUUUAUUGAUUUGAUUGGUUGAUUUAGCUGUUUUUUUGUCUCUCCUUUUUCUGUCUAGACAUUUUUCAACCAAUACUAACUUAAAGCUUGCUAUGAAGCGGAUGCCUGUUCCAAAACGUCUAAUAGGACCAAAUAUGAAUACAGUCAGAGUUUACAACAGCUCCUGUUUUGGUGUGUCUCUGAUGGGAAAUUGAUGGUGUUCCCUCUUGUGUGGCCUUAUUUCUAUUAUUGAGGCCUGUAAACAUGAAAAACAAAAGGAUAAUGUAAAUCUGCGUCAUAAUUCUUACCCCCAGAAAGUCCACCACAUUUAAACUCAUGUUGGUUUGCAGUGUGAUUGUAAGUAAAAGUUGAGGAAAUGACAUCAGGAGGUGACUCAGACUCCCUCCAUAGACACGAGCGUAUGGGCAAGUGGGCAGUGAUGAAAUAUGGAAAGAAUUCAUGUUGGGAGGAGAGGCUCGUACACCAGUAAACACUGAGUCUUUUAAAUUUUCUUUUUCUUUCUUACUCUCAACACUCACUUUCUCCCACCCUCUCCUAUUGCCUCAUGGAUAAUUCUGGCCUUAUUUAUGACCAUGAUAUCAUACAGUCUGGCAAGCACUGUAGAUGUGAUGACCUACCGUUAAAAAGUGUGACAGCAGUAUAUUUUACAGGAGGCGGCUGGCUGAAUGCGGGGUGAUAGCAACAGUAGUUGCAGAGCCAGCUCACAUUCUCAUAGUUUAACUACAGAAGCAGGACCAGUCAUAUGCCUGAAAAAAGGCUCAUCUGUAUAGAAUUGACUUCCUUUAUCUGUUCUCAGUCGACCUUGAUCUUUAUUUAAAAGAUUACUUCUAACAAAAAUGUAAUUUCCUGUUAUAGUUAGUAACUUUUCCUACAGAAUGUGAUAACUUAGUUAUCCUCUUAUUAAUGCCUUCAGUUAUAGUCAUGAUGUUGUAAUUAAUGCAUCUCAGGUCUUUUGUUGUUUUUAAACAAGUUGUUUGAUUCAGAUUUGCCUCUACAUGUAUUUCUUUGUGGGAUUUGUUGAUUUGGUUUCACUCAGAUAAUUUUUGUUGUCUACACCCAUAUAAUUUUCUUCCAAGUUUUGUCUUUCGCCUUUUGACAAUAAAUGUGCUCAUUAAACUUAUCAA